ACGAUGCAUAUGUACACUACAUAAACAGAAAACAUUUGUUAUCAGUUUUUUUCAAAAAUCAAUGUGAGGACUCUACAAAAAUGUUGUUAAAGGACUAUGUUGGAAGGCGGUGGGUAGACCAGAAAUGGUUUGUGAAAAUAAAUCUUGGAAUUCAGAUCUACCUCCUACUGACUGGUAUAGGGUGUUGUCUGGUAUCCUCCCUACUAAUGAACAGAUCAGACCAGGAACAGAACUCGUGUAAUCAGACACAGAUCUCAGAGAAUGGAACAAGCUCCAUCCAGGUUCAAAUCAGAAAUUAUGGUUUCAAGGUACAGAGAGGAGCAGAGUUUGAACCGAGCGCUGUAUCUCUGAUGGUAUACGGAGUAAUGCAAACCAUCCCUUCCAUUCUCUGUCUUGGUGUUCAUAUGCUCUAUGGAUAUAUUGCCAGGACUGCGUUUAUUCUAGUUCAUUUAUUGGGAACUAUUAUACAGAUCAUCUCAGGAUCUGUAGCUCUUGUGUCAACAGGACUAAUAAUACCGCUAAUAACCAACUGCUCUGAACCUUCAAGCUUAGGUUUUACGCAAGGUUUGACUGUGCUGGUGGUGGUUCUUGUAAUCUCAAUCCUUCUUCAUAUUAUCAUCAUCACACUUCUCCUUACAGUAGAUUUCAUCAGUAUUAUAAAGGAUUCUGAUCCUCCAAAAAUCCGUCUGGACUCCUACCGAAGCCCAGCAAUGUAUAUGAGUAGAGGAGAGCUACAGGAAAUUAAAGAUUCAACAGAUUUGUUGAAACUCCAUCACGUGCUUAGAACCCGGCUCCCCUCCUUGAAGAGCAAUCAUCCAACCCACCCUGCUUCUCCAGGUUUCCUAAACAGUCUGGCAGAUGUUCCUCUCUCUCCUUAUCUCAAAGAUCCGUCUCUAGGUGCUGGGUUCUUCCUUGCUACCGGAGAAACUAAACUCGCAUAGAAUUUUAAGUUCUUCCUUGCUACCGGAGAAACUAAACCUGACUUUGUGUUCUAGUUCUUAGUUCUACUACCGGAGAAACUGAAAUUCAUCUAGUUCUGAGUUGUUGGUUAUGAGUGAUACAGGAGAACCUAAACCGACAAUUUUAGUAAUUAUUUGCAAACCUUACACGAAGAAGCGAUGCAUAUAAAAAUUGUUGUUUAGGCUUAAUGCUCUCAUAUUGGUGACUUAUUUUAAUUUUUCCUUUAGAAAUUGUAAUUUCGUUUUAUAGUGUAUGAAUUCUAAAUGUAAAAUAUUUCACAGCAAUUUAAUAAAAUUUUAAAACUAAA
Molecule: messenger RNA, 1267 nt
Organism: Eurytemora carolleeae
Lineage: Eukaryota; Metazoa; Arthropoda; Copepoda; Calanoida; Temoridae
Exons: 8
Coding region: 81-941 (286 amino acids)
Source: RefSeq, a predicted model, not a curated record